This is a messenger RNA of Brassica napus (rape), 4434 nucleotides long. Its product is annotated as homeobox-leucine zipper protein HDG10-like. Gene Ontology annotation, molecular function: lipid binding; DNA binding. The coding region runs from base 2050 to 4182 and encodes 710 amino acids. Lineage: Eukaryota; Viridiplantae; Streptophyta; Magnoliopsida; Brassicales; Brassicaceae. The record is from RefSeq and is a predicted model, not a curated record. The transcript is spliced from 10 exons.
AUCUUCAAAAAAAAUGUUAUCUUUUUAUUUUAUUGAUUUGUGUUAUAUUUUGCACCGGUCAACCGAUAAAAUUUAUUAAUAUAGUCGUUAUUAAUUUAUAGAUUUGUUACUGUAUAUAGUUACAUGAAAACUCUAGAUUUGUAAAAUUCAAUUAAAUAAAUCAUCUGAACUAUGUUAUAAUCAUUCUUUCAUUUCAACCCAAUUUUUUUUUGAAGUUUAAUUUAUGAUGAAAAUCCGGUAUCAUACUCCAACAUUUGCUUGUUAACACCUCAUUAGCUCAUUUUGAUUUAAUCAUAGCUAGUCAAUAUAUUUUAAUUGUUAACUAGCGCGCAGGUUUUUGUUCUUGAUAAUUAUAUAUUUUAACUCAUGGAAAUCACAUAAGUUAAAUUGUUUAUACUUAUUAUAUUAUAGAUUUGAUGUUAUUCAUGUUUGACAUUGAGAUUGUCUUUUUCUUUUCUUGUGCUUUUAUUUAAUUUAUUUGGUAAAAUAAACAGUAAAGUGUUAAAGGUUUAAGUAUACUUGUGGGUUUUAGUAAAUUAUAUUAUAAAUAUUUUCUUUUAAAGUUGAAUAUAUUGUUCAAAAUUUUUAUUGAGUUUUUUUAAAUAAAUACAUUAUUUAGAUAAAAAAAAUGAAACCAAGUUACAAAAAGAACAUUCAAAAAUAUGAAGAGAAUUAAUGUCAAAAAUAAAAAUAAGAACAGAUUUUAAAAUUUUUAUUUUGCAAACUUAAUUUAUAUUAUUAAUUGGGCCAUUUUUUAUGAUUUUAAAGUUCGUCCAUCAUAAUUUACAAUUACAUAGUGGAUAUGAGCCCAUAAUUUACAAUCACAUAGUGGAUAUAAGCGCAUAAUUAUCAAUAAAAACCUUUUCCAAUGAUCCAAGUCCAUAUGUUAUUUUUCCAAGAAAAAAAUAAAAACGCUUUUCCCAUCUACCGACUUUUCUUAUCCCAUCAAAAGUUCUCUAUUCUUAUCUCUAUUCUUAUCUCUUUCCCCGCAGCCGACAAAAUUCUGACGCAUGCUUUCUCACAAUUGAUCUAAAUAAGUUAAUGUCUUCACUCUAAGAUUAUCAGAAGAUAGAUCUAUUGAUAACUUCAUCUUUUGGCAUAAAGGUUCGAGUUUCUUGAUUGAGGUUUGCUUGAGGUUUUAGGAUAAUUAGGUUCUUCUAAUCUACAUUCUUUGUUUUGAUUUUUCAGAGACCAGCUAAGGUAUGAAAUACCAAGAGCUUUCAAUCGGGGAUGAAUAUUUCUUAAAGCAUUUUGCAUAAUUGUAAAAAUAUAAUCUAUAACUGAAUAGUCAUUUAUGGAUAAAAUAUUUAAAAGAACUUAAAUAUAUAUACAAUAUAUUUGCAGAUUUUUAGUUGACGAUGCUAACUAAUUUUUCGUAAAAUUUUAAAUUUAGAAUCAUAAUCAGUUAUUUACGGAUAUAUAUGAAUUCAUCAAAAUUCCUUCUUCUAAAUCUAAACAAUUACCAAAAUAAAAUUCACUAAGGUAUAUACAUUGAAUAAAUAAUUGUUAACUGCUUUUGGUCUAACGUAAUAUUUCAUAUUGGUUAAGUGGAAAUAUUUUCUUGGCAGAUUAAUAUAGAAAUUACUGGCAUACUGGAAAUAUUUCUUGGCAUAAUGUAGAACGAAAUUAAUGGGUUAGCGAAAGUAUAAACCUAUUGUGUUUAGAUCAGUGGCAUUAGAUUGUAAUUAUUAAAGAAAAUUCAGAAUCAAGUUUUAUUUGUACUCAUGUUUUAAUGGAUUAGAUUAAGAGUAUCCAAUGUACUCUAGGUGGAACUUGAUGUAAAUCUGAAAUGUUCAAAAAAAAAUCUUUUAGAGAAUAUAAAUAGAAAAAUAUCUCAUUAAUACUUUUAGAGUCGCGUCCACAAAAGAAAAAAAAUCUGUAAUGAGAUUGUUUUCAUAAAUGGUCUUGUUUUAAGUUUUUUGACAAAACAAAAAGGACAUAAGGAAAAUUUCUAAACCAUAUAUGUCUUUUCCAGGGUUUCUAUAUAAAUAGCUUUUAAAUGGUUUAUAGAUUAUGCAUAUUUGAUUAUUCUUUCAUUUGGAUUUAAAAAUGGCUUCUGGUCGUGAUAGCAGCUCAAGUGAUGAACAAGAAACUUCUCUGUACACCAGUGAUGGGGAUAAGAGGAUUUACCAUCGCCACUCUAAUCAUCAAAUUCAAAAGCUUGAAGCGUAUUUCAAGGAGUGUCCUCAUCCAGACGAUUUGCAGCAACUUAAAUUGGGCGAAGAACUGAAACUUAAACAAAAACAAAUCAAAUUUUGGUUUCAAAACAAAAGAACCCAAGCCAAAGUUCAAAAUGAAAAAGCAGACAAUGCAUCACUUAGAACAGAGAAUAUGAAAAUACGACGUGAGAACGAAGCAAUGCAAGAGGCAUUGAACACUGUGACUUGCCCUCCAUGUGGUGGCCCUCAUCCUGAGCAAGUAGAUCGCAAGCUCUAUUUCCAAAACCUCAGUGCAAAUAACGCAUAUCUCAGAGAAGAGCGUGACAAACUCUCAAUUUUGGUAUACAAGACCGAAGGCCAUCCAAAACCUAUUGUCAAUGCUUUAGCCUAUCUCCAUGGUCCAUCAUUGCACGCAUCGACUUCCAACAACCCACAUGUCACAUAUGGAACCUCUUCCAACCAUCUCGUGGAGCCGCCAAGCUUGUUAAGAGAACUAUACCUUCGUGAACACAUCAGCUUCGCCCAACCGCCUCAGCCGCGACAACUGCAAUGUUCCCCGCCACUAUCUAAUAUGGAGAAAGUGAUGAUGACUGAAGCGAUGGUAGCUGCUGUGACGGAGGUUAUAACUCUGAUUCAAACUGAAGAACCAAUGUGGAUUAAGUCGUCAAUCGAUAGUAGGCUCGUAAUUGAUCAAGAGAACUAUGAGAAAAAGUUUACUAAAAAUAGCUAUUUUAAGACUCGUAUUGAGUCUUCCAAGGAAAUCGCGGUGAUUCCAUUGGAUGCCAAAAACUUGGUGAACAUGCUCUUAGAUACGGAGAAAUGGGCGAGUCUUUUCUCAACAAUUGUGAGCAAAGCUAAAACAAUUCGCGUGCUGGAAUCCUCGAAAUUGAUGUAUGAGCAACUGCACAUACUGUCGCCAUUGCUGCCACCAAGAGAGUUUAUGAUUCUAAGAUGUUGCCAACAACUGGAGGAAGGUCUCUGGGUGAUUGCUGACGUUUCUUACCAUCAAGUAGCCUUUGAGUUUGAGUUUGGGACUCCGGCUUGCUACAAACGUCCUUCCGGUUUUCUCAUCCAAGCCAUGCCCAAUGGUCACUCUAAGGUGACGUGGAUGGAGCACGUGGAAGUAAAUGAUAAAGUGCGGGCACAUCGGAUUUACAGAGACCUCUUAUGCGGCGGCUUUGGCUACGGAGCUCGCCGUUGGACCGCUACUCUUGAGAGAAUGUGUGAGAGGCUAUCUCUCUACUCUGUCUCUGACUUCCCGACGACUGACGACCCCGGAGUUGUGAAAACCAUAAAUGGAAGAAGGAGACUCAUGGAUUUAGGAGAAAGAAUGUUGAAGAAUUUUGCAUGGAUACUAAAUAUGCCUGAAAAAUCUGAUUUUUCGCAACAGUCUGCAACCAACAGCAGCGGAGUUAAUAUUUCGGUGCGUGUAAACAAAGAAGCCGGCCAACCGGUCGGUCUCAUUGUCUGCGCUUGUUCAUCUUUAUGUCUCCCUCUUGCUCCUCUCCAAGUCUACAACUUCCUUAAAAAUCUCGAGGUUCGCCACCAGUGGGACGUUCUCUGCCAUGCGAGUCCGGUUACUGAGGUCGCUCGCUUUGUCACUGGAGCAAACAAUAAGAACUGUGUGAAUAUUCUCCAGCCUUCAAGUGCAGCGGAGGGUGGUGACUUGAUGAUAAUACAAGACAGCUUCAUAGAUGCAUUAGGAGGUAUGGUGGUCUACGCUCCAGUGGACCUAAGCACUGCACACGCUGCCGUUUCAGGUAAUGUCAAUCCUUCUGACAUUCCAAUCCUCCCAUCCGGUUUCGUCAUCUCCCGUGACGGCCGUCCCUCCGCAACCGCUGAGCUAGACGGUGGCUGUGACAAUUGUAAGACGCUCCUGACGGUGGCUUUCCAGAUCCUUGUCACUGGUCCGACUAUCUAUGAAGAACUCCAAAUGGAUAAAUGGACCACCUCAGUCGAUACCUUGAUUAGCUCCACUAUUACAAAGGUUAAAGCCAUGCUUAACUGCCAUGAUGGACAGUGAGAGCUGUUUCACAGUUCUCAAACUAUUUGGUUCUGUUUCUUUUAUUUCAAAUAAUGCUUUGAGUGAGAAGACUAUUCUCCGAUAUGAUUCUCUAAUGAAUCAGACUCGUAUACUUUCAUUCUUUUGGUUGGUUUUCAAACUUAUAAUAAUUUCUAAGGGAAGGCCCUUAGAUAAACAAUGUUAUGUUUGUUGCCGGUUUGGCUUUGUUUGUUUAUGAUAUCUAUACUAUAUUAAAAGGGAUAUAUGAAGGCU